AUGAAUAAGCGUAUUUUUUUUUUACGGCAUUCAUAAGAAGCAGCUGACGUUUUUCUCUACUCAUCUCUAUUGUUUACGAUUACCCUUUCUGUCUAGGAUUUGUCGGCAUUUUUUUUAAAUCAAUUAAAAUUCAUCGCCACCAUGGCUACGAAUUUUGGUUGUCGGUGGCAGUGGCUACUCUCAAUAGCUUUUUUAUUAAUCCAAAUAGUUAAUUCUGUAGACAAGAGCCUUUUCAAAACUUGCGAGCAGAGUGGAUUUUGCAAGCGACAUCGUAACAUCCAGUCUGGCCACUCUCCUUACUAUCUGGAAAUGAGCAGCUUCAAAAUCUACUCAACCAGCGUAGAAGGUGUUUUAGUCAAUUCAUUGAAUGGUGUGAUGUUGAAACUGGAAUUGAUUCCUCUGAAAAACAAUAUGGUUCGCAUGAAAGUGGCAGAACUCAAUCCAAUAAGGCCAAGAUUUGAAGCAAAGGAUGCCUUGGUUAGUGAUCCUGAAGAAACAAGCUUAAGUGUUGUUUCACAAGACUCUGAAAAACUGGUCGUUAAGUUUGGGACAAAUAACAAGGCCGUUUUGAAUGGAAGUCCCUUUAGAGUUGACAUUUAUACUGAUGAUAAACUCGUUGUAAGUGCUAACGCUCGUGGCUUGAUGAAAUUUGAACAUUUCAGACCAAGAGAUAAACCGAAAGCAGUUGAAGAAGGAGGAGAGGGCAAUGAAGUCCAGGAACAACAACCUCUUUUAUCAGCUGAUGAAGAACAGUUUAAAGACACUUUGUGGGAAGAAACAUUCAGGGGAAACACUGACACAAAGCCAAAUGGUCCAGCCUCUGUUGGGAUGGACUUCUCGUUUGUAGAUUUCAAAGAAGUCUACGGCAUUCCUGAGCAUGCAGAUGUUUUCCCCCUUAGAACAACUAAAGGCGCAUCUGAUCCCUAUCGCCUAUUCAAUUUAGAUGUUUUUGAAUAUGAACUAAAUAAUCCCAUGGCUCUCUAUGGAUCUAUACCUCUUAUGAUAGCUCAUAGUGAAACAAAUACUGUUGGCUUGUUUUGGCUUAAUGCUGCUGAAACGUGGGUUGACAUUGAAGCCCCUUCCAAUCAGGGUGUUGUUUCAUCAAUUGUGGAUUUUGUUAAGGGGAACAGCCAGACUCCUCAGAGAGACACUCACUGGUUUUCUGAAAGUGGUAUCAUUGAUGUCUUUUUCCUGCUGGGGCCUCAUCCGAAGGACGUCAUGUAUCAGUAUGCAAGACUUACUGGAACUACCCCUUUGCCUCCCCUGUUUUCUCUGGGAUAUCAUCAAUGUAGAUGGAAUUAUCGAGAUCAGGAUGAUGUUAGAAAUGUUGAUGCUGGCUUUGAUGAAAACGAUAUUCCAUAUGAUGUUCUUUGGCUUGAUUUGGAUCAUACUAACGAUCGAAAGUAUUUCACCUGGGAGCCUUAUAAAUUUCCUAAUCCAACAGAAAUGAUUAACAACCUUACAGCUAAAGGCCGCAAAAUGGUCACCCUUGUUGAUCCACACAUAAAAAAAGAUAAUUCUUACUACAUUCACAAGGAAGCCUCUGAGAAAGGACUCUACGUUAAAAACAAAGACAAUAACGAGUACGAUGGUUGGUGCUGGCCUGGCUCUUCCGGGUACUUAGACUUCUUCAGUCCUGAGGUACGUGAAUGGUGGGCAUCUAAGUACGCAUUGGAUCAGUACAAAGGCUCCACUCUAGCAUUGUACACUUGGAAUGACAUGAAUGAACCGUCGGUUUUCAACGGACCGGAAGUUACCAUGGAAAGAGAUGCCAAGCAUGUGGGUGGAUGGGAGCAUAGGGAUGUUCACAAUCAGUAUGGAAUGAUGAUGGUGAUGUCUACUUAUCAAGGACACCUGAUGCGUAGUAACAACAACCAGAGACCUUUUAUUCUUUCAAGGUCUGUUUUUGCUGGAUCUCAAAGAUAUGGUGCUGUGUGGACUGGAGAUAACAUUGCAGAUUGGGAUCAUCUUAAAAUUAGUAUUCCCAUGAUUCUUAGUUUGAGUGUCACUGGCAUGUCAUUCUCAGGAGCUGAUGUUGGAGGUUUCUUUAGAAAUCCUAAUUCUGAGCUAAUGCUGCGUUGGUAUCAGGCUGGUGCUUUUCAACCUUUCUUCAGGGCUCAUUCCCACCAUGAAACAAAAAGGCGUGAGCCUUGGUUAUUUGAUGAUCCAUACAAGAGCCUGAUGCGUGAUGCCAUCCGCCUUCGUUACCCGUACAUUCCCCUCUGGUACACGCUGUUUCAUGAGAAUGAGUUCACUGGGGUCCCUCCUAUGAGGCCCGUCUGGAUGGAAUACCCAACUGAAUCCAUAACAUUUGAAAUGAACGAUGAAUAUAUGAUAGGUUCCUCUCUCCUUGUGAGACCUGUUUUAGAAGCUGGUGUUUCUAGUGUCAAUGUUUAUUUUCCUGGCCAAAAUGAUGUUUGGUAUGACAUAACAACACACCAAAAAUUUGAAGGAGGAACUACUGCUACUAUAGCCACCCCUCUUGAAAAGAUUCCUGUAUUUCAAAGAGGUGGAAGUAUUAUACCAAAAAAGAACAGAAUAAGGCGUAGUGCAUCACUAACCUACAAUGAUCCUUAUACUUUAGAUAUUGCUUUAGAUAAAGCUGGUAGCUUUGCCAAUGGUACCUUAUACAUGGACGACUUUGACUCCUUCAGAUAUCGACAAGGAAGUUAUUUGCUACUUAAAUUUACUUAUGAUAAAAAUUAUAUUAAUUCAAAAAUCAUUGGAGGUCCAGGUGAAUUUAGAACAAAUUCCUGGCUGGAGAAAAUUAUUGUUGUAGGUUUAGAUAAAGCUCCAAAAUCUUUAAAACUUUCAAGCAAAAGUGUUAAAUCUAGUGACCUUAUUUUUACAUUUGAUGAAGCUAAACAUAAAUUAGUUAUAAGAAAACCUGGCAUUAGUAUGGCUGAAGAAUGGAGAAUAGACUUCUAGAUUAAUUUUUUAACUUCAAAUAUUGAUUGUACGUCAUCUAUCUUUUUGUUAACAAAAAAAGAAAUGAUCUAAACAGUUUUUCAUAAAUG
Messenger RNA from Parasteatoda tepidariorum (common house spider), 3017 nucleotides. RefSeq names its product glucosidase 2 subunit alpha (gene GCS2alpha). Gene Ontology annotation, biological process: N-glycan processing; carbohydrate metabolic process. Gene Ontology annotation, molecular function: carbohydrate binding; alpha-glucosidase activity. Lineage: Eukaryota; Metazoa; Arthropoda; Arachnida; Araneae; Theridiidae. The record is from RefSeq and is a predicted model, not a curated record.